Messenger RNA from Eurytemora carolleeae, 3577 nucleotides. RefSeq lists its product as uncharacterized. The transcript has 3 exons. The record is from RefSeq and is a predicted model, not a curated record. Lineage: Eukaryota; Metazoa; Arthropoda; Copepoda; Calanoida; Temoridae. The coding region runs from base 17 to 3499 and encodes 1160 amino acids. Gene Ontology annotation, cellular component: extracellular matrix. Gene Ontology annotation, molecular function: protein binding.
UAGUUAUCUAUUAGACAUGAAGGAGGUGAGACCUCUUCUCUUUGCUUUAGCUGCAGCUGUAGUUAGCAGCACUCAUGCUAUAUGCCCCUGCUCUAUUCAGUCUGGUAGACUUACUUGCUCGGAAGGACUAGUAAACAACUUUCCAGAAGAUUUACUGGCAGAAGGGUGCACCCUUGAUUUUGAUUCUGUAUGGGCAUUAGAGAUUAAAAACCAGCCCUUGCGCAUUUUAAAGGACAAUGCUUUUGCAAAGUUUUCUAACCUGCUUCAGAUUUCAAUGCCGUUCAACCAAAUUGAGUUUAUUCAGAGGGAUGCCUUUGCUGGUCUAAGUUCUGUAACUGGACUUAUUCUUGAAAACAAUGCCAUUAUGGAAAUUCAAAAUGGAGCCCUGGAUCAUUUGAUAAAUUUAAAGUUUAUAGACCUUCGGGGAAACCCAAAGCUAGAAAGGUAUACAACAACAUCUUGGCAUUUCUGUGAGUUAGCUGAUAUGAAUGAACUUUCUUUGUCCGACAUAGAUGUGUACAAGCAGUUUGAACAAAGCUCAUUAACCCCAAAUUAUUGUACAACUGUGAACAACUUUCAUUUGGAAUCUUGCGAAAAAAAUGGAGAGACUCUUGACUGUUCUAACCUGAUUGGACUUGGAGAUUCACCCUGCUACAUGAGUCAUAUGAAUUUUACCCAUAUCCUAUUUAACUUUCCAGCUGAUUUGGAGCCAAGCACUGUGGAUAACUAUUAUGAAGGAGAAUCAAACAAAUUUUUCCAAGAUUUUAAUUCCCAAAAUGGAUCAUUUGAGCACAUAAAAUAUAUAGAUAAAUUCACACUUUAUGAAACAAAAUUUGAUCUCAGUCUUCUUAAGGACUACACCACUUUCCGAACUAAAGAAGUAACCAUCAAAGCAGAUACAAUUUACACAUCCAAGCCAAUAACCAUUAAUCAUAAGCUUAAUAUUCAGGCUAGAGUUGUUUCAUUGUCAUAUCCAAUAACAAUGAACAUGACCAAGGAAAGUUUUCUGAAUAAUAAAAAUUUGGAAGCCUGGGCGGCUAAGGAGGAAUUUUACCAUGUUGGAAAAGUUCUGAUGAAUAAGAGGAGCUAUGGGCUAUUGACCAUUCUGCAGAAUGUAAAUCAACUUGUAGGCAUCCAGGGAAAUUCAGUUUGUCAACCAGACAUUAUUUCAGUAGAAGGAUCAGGAUUAGACAUAGCAUCUUGGUAUGACACAACUCUUGUAAAUCUUAACUAUGUUUGUGCCCGCACUCUUCUGAACAAGCAGCGAAAUCCAAAACUUGUAGACAACAUCUCCACAUUCAUGCUUGGCUAUGUUUAUAAUGAUACAAUUGUAAAUAAAAGGGAGACCUUUUUAGCAGCACAAAAGUUUAAGAAGUUGCUUGAGCUGAAUUCAGUAAGUAAUGUGCACAAUGUUCCAAGUUAUUCUGUGGAUACAAUUUCUGACUUAGCAAGUAUUAUGCAUAGCAGUAUGCUAGAUUAUAAAUUGAAUGAACUCCAACAAGAAAGUAAUUUGUUCAGUACUAGUGGUAGAGUCCAAGAUAUGAAAAUCCAAUUUGAAAUAAUUGAACAACAACAACAGAUGUAUUUUGAAAUGGAAGCGUCUAUUUUGGAUGCUAUUUGGGCAUCUGCUGAUAACAAUUGGAACUUUAGUUUUGAGCAUAGGAAUGGAAUUGAGGACCAGAUUGGAGGGUCUCUGAAUGAUAUACAAAGCCAAAUGUAUGAAAUGCAAAAGAAUGAGUUAACCAGAGCAUUGAAAGCUGCUGAAGACUCUCUUGCUCAUAUAGAUGCGGUCAUUGAAAAGUAUCAGACGCAGGUGGAGAGACUAGGUCUAAUGACAAAGGCAUCUCUUGAUGUACAGACCACACUUAUUGAAAGACUACAAGAGAAUUCUCAGACAAUGAGUGUUGAAUUUGAUAAAUUUGAAAUUGCCAUUGAACAGUGGAAGCAUGAACAAGAGGUUAAAGCUGUUUGGGGUAUCUUUAAGGCAAUGCUUAGUUUUGGAAUUGGGUUGGCUACAGGUAAAUUUGAACCUGAAGACAUUGCAGAUGCCAUUGAUGCCAUUAUAGAAAUAGAAGAGUUACUGAUAGAACUGAUUUUUCUGAUUGACAGUUGUAAUGAAAUCCAAGAUAUGAUAGAAGAUAUGGAUUUAGAUGACCUGGCAGAUAUUGAUAUAAACCUGAGUACAAGCUUCAAAGAUGUACUACAGACAGCAGUAGAUAUGAAACUUAAAGGGUCAGAUUUUGAUGAAAUAGAAAGAACUGCAACUAUCAAAAUUGAUGCUAUGAAUCAGGCAACAGAUUUUGAAAUUGAAGGUGCAGAUGAUGUUAUGAUGGCCUGUACAAGUGUGUCUGAUGUUGGGCAUCAGUUGAUCAUUGAAGCCUCUGACUUUGCGAAUAUAAUGCUUCAACUAGCUGAGAGAAAUGAUGAACUAGCUGUUGCUAAAGAAGACAAAAACAGAACCAUUGCAGAGAUUGAAUAUAUCCAAGAAAUGAUUGAGACCCUGCUGAAAGAACAGGAGGAGUUUGAAAAGAACCGUGAUGAGUCAAGAAAUGACUAUGAAAAUCAACUAAAGGACAUGGAAGAACGCUAUGCCAAUAUGACACAGGAGCUAAGAGAAGAAUACAGAAAAAAUAUAACGGCUUCCUUUGCCAAAUUUAAAGACAAUUUUAAAGGAAUUGCUGAGGCUUACAAUAACCAAAUCUAUUCCCUUAUGGGAGGUAUUCAUAAAAAAUUGUAUGGUCUUAAAGAACAUAGCAUGAAUCAAAGAGCAAUGAUAAUGAACUUGUUUAUGGAGUACUGUGAUGCAGAUUUCUAUCAUACAUUUACCCCCUGUGAUGACCAUGGCCUACCUUUCAUGUCUGAUGAAAUAGACAUUAUUUUACGGAAACUAAAUGAUAUUCAGUGGAACUCUGUCACUGCAAAUGAGAAUAUUGAUGGGACUCCGAUAGAAUUCUCGGGAAGAUUUAUAAUUGACAGCAGUGAUGCCAUGUAUGGCGAAAAAAAGAGUUAUAUGGUUCAAAACUUGAAAGCAUUUGGAGAAGUAGACAUAAAUCUUCGAGAACUGGAUGAUACAAACCAUUUUGAUGAUUUUUGGCGAGUUAGGAUUGAAACAUUAAGUUUAGUUCUUUUAGAUGAUUCAAAUUUUCCCAUUCAAAGCAACGGCACAACAUUUGGCAAAGAGAUUCAAAUCAAAGUACAGUAUCCAACUAUAUUUACUGACAUGGGCAUAAAUGGAGAAAGAAGCAACUUUUUGGCCCUCAACUUUGCCUGCAAUUCAGACUACAUUACAUAUGGCUCGGACAUAGAGUGGACUAGUGAGUGCAAGGUGGAUGAGGAGUUUUCUCAGAAGAACUAUAAACCUGCACCUGAUGGAUUAUUUUCUUUUAAGAUUGAAAAUCCUGAACUCAUUGACAUGGAGAGAGUUAGUAAGAUAUCCGUUGGAUUUGCCGGAACAAGAAUCAGGAAUUCCUUCCAGAUUAAUUCUGGGGAAGUUAUGUAAAUUACAUGAAGGACUUGUAAUUGAUAAAUGAUUGAAUUUUCAAUAAAAUUUAAUUUUCCAAAAGGAUUUCAAAUUAGA